UCUACUGUGCACACUUCUGAUUCUGUUUCUCAAGAUUACCCUCUCCGUCCCGGAAAGGCUGGCGCGACCUGCAGGUGCCAGGCUGUAGCCCCGACGACCUGUGGUCUCUGCGGAGAGCUGCAUUUGGAGAGAAGGGCUGGUGUCCGAGCUGCCUUCUAUCCCGGUGGCCUCCAUGCUCCUGUCAUGUUUAACAGGACUAGCGGCUGGAAUAGUCUUCCUGCAUUUCUUGCAGAAACUCCUGUUUCCUUACUUCUGGGACGAUUUCUGGUUCCUGCUGAAGGUGGUACGCUAUGGAAUUCGGAUGGAGAAGUACGUCCUGAAAGGGGAGCUGUUCACAGUCCUGGAUAAAUUCCUGAGUCUUGCCAAGAAGCAGCCCCAGAAACCUUUCAUCAUCUAUGAGGGGGACAUCCACACCUAUCAGGAUGUAGAUAAAAGGAGUAGCAGAGUGGCCCACGUCUUCCUGAACCAUUCCACGCUGAAAAGGGGGGACACCGUGGCUCUUCUGAUGAGCAAUGAGCCUGACUUCGUCCACGUAUGGUUCGGCUUGGCCAAGCUGGGCUGCGUGGUGGCCUUCCUCAAUUCCAACAUUCGCUCCAACUGCCUGCUGCACUGUAUCCGCAGCUGUGAGCCCCGGGCCCUCGUGGUAGGCGCAGAUCUGCUUGAAACUGUAGAAGAAAUCCUUCCAAGCCUCCCAGAAGGUAUCACCGUUUGGGGAAUGAGCGAUUCUAUUCCACAGGGCGUAACUUCACUCAAAGAAAAACUAAGCACGGCAUCUGACAGGCCCGUGCCCCGCAGCUACCAUGUGGCUUCAAGUCUCAAGUCUCCUCAUCUUUAUAUUUUUACAUCCGGAACUACAGGUCUACCAAAAGCAGCUGUAAUCAGUCAGCUGCAGUCUUUAAAGGGUUCUGCUGGCUUGUGGGGUUUCGGUUCUACUGCUAAUGACAUCAUUUAUAUAACUCUUCCUCUGUAUCAUAGUUCAGGAUCUCUUCUGGGAAUUGGUGGAUGUGUUGAGUUGGGAGCUACUUGUGUGUUGAAGAAGAAAUUCUCAGCAAGUCAAUUUUGGAAUGACUGCAGAAAGUAUAAUGUGACUGUGUUUCUAUAUAUUGGAGAACUUUGUCGCUAUCUUUGCAAACAACCUAAGAGAGAAGGAGAAAAAGAUCAUCAAGUGCGUUUGGCAGUUGGAAAUGGUGUACGGAGUGAUGUAUGGAGGGAAUUUUUAGACAGAUUUGGAAAUAUUAAGAUGUGUGAGCUUUAUGGAGCUACUGAAGGAAACAUUAGUUUCAUGAAUUACACUGGAAAAAUAGGAUCCGUUGGGAGAACAAAUUUCUUUCACAAACUUCUUUUCAGUUAUGACUUGCUAAAGUAUGAUUUUCAGAAAGAUGAACCCAUUAGAAAUGAACAGGGCUGGUGUAUUCAUGCGAAGAAAGGAGAACCUGGGCUGCUCAUUUGUCGAGUGAAUAAGAAGAAUCCCUUCUUUGGUUAUGCCGGGAGUAAGAAACACACAGAGAAGAAACUGCUUUGUGAUGUUUUUAAGAAGGGAGAUGUUUACUUUAACACAGGAGACUUAAUGGUGCAAGAUCAGGACAAUUUCUUUUAUUUCUGGGACCGUAUUGGCGACACUUUCAGGUGGAAAGGAGAAAACGUUGCCACCACAGAGGUUGCUGACCUUAUUGGAAUGUUGGAUUUCAUACAGGAGACAAACGUCUAUGGGGUGACAGUGCCAGAUUAUGAAGGAAAAGCAGGAAUGGCUUCUAUUACUUUAAAACCAAAUAAGUCUCUGGACUUGGAGAAGGUUUAUGAACAAGUUGUAACAUUCUUACCAGCUUAUGCCUGCCCACGAUUUUUAAGAAUUCAGGAGAAGAUGGAAACAACAGGGACAUUCAAACUACAGAAGUUUCAAUUGAUGGAAGAAGGAUUUAGUCCAUUGAAAAUUUCUGACCCACUUUAUUUCAUGGAUAACUUGAAAAAAUCUUAUGUUCCACUGACCAAAGAACUUUAUGAUCAAAUAGUGUUAGGGAAGGUCAAACUUUAAGAAUUUUUACACAUGAGAUUUUCAUGUUUUCUUAGGAGAAGUGAGAGGAAAGUGUCUGAUUCU
Lontra canadensis (Northern American river otter) is the source of this 2095-nucleotide messenger RNA. RefSeq names its product solute carrier family 27 member 6 (gene SLC27A6). The transcript has 10 exons. The coding region runs from base 173 to 2032 and encodes 619 amino acids. The record is from RefSeq and is a predicted model, not a curated record. Lineage: Eukaryota; Metazoa; Chordata; Mammalia; Carnivora; Mustelidae. Gene Ontology annotation, molecular function: long-chain fatty acid-CoA ligase activity; long-chain fatty acid transmembrane transporter activity.